CCCACAGCCGCGCCGUCGGCGGCGGCGGGUCCCGCCCGGGGAGGCGGCGGCGGGCGGAGGGUGGGGAAGGGGGAGGCGGGGAAGUGCGCUGCCUCCCGAGAGAGGAAUCAAACGGGGGCAGAGAGAAAGGCGAGGAGGAAGGGAGGGAAGCCGGGGCCGGGGCCGGGGCCGGGCUGGGGAGCGUCCCGGGUCCCGCCCCGGAGCGCCCGCGUCGCCUCCGCGCCGCCACCGCGCCGGCAAAGCCACUCGCGGCGGCCGCGACCCGCCGGCCCGCGCCCAUGUGCUCCGCGGAGCCGCGGCGGGGACCGCCGGCGCCCAGCCUGGACCUGUAUCUUCAUGAUGGGAGAAAACAUCAUCAUGGCUGUUAAGGUCCGAGCUUCUCCCGGAGCGAGGAUUUAUCAGGGCUGAGAGACUCUAGAUUAUCCAUAAACCUCCUCUAAAAUACCUUGGCGCCUCCUUCUCUCCCCGUCGUGAGUGGUCUUGAGUGCGGAUACUAAGAUGGCAUCCAGCCUCACCUGUGCUGGCAUCAUCUGGGCCUUCCUCUCCUUCCUCUGCGCUGCUGCCUCCUGCGUGGGGUUCUUCAUGCCCUACUGGCUCUUGGGGUCUCAGCUGGAGAAGUCGGUUUCCUUUGGCACUUUCCGGAGGUGUUCGUACCCAGUGCGGGACGAGAGCCUCCAGACGACCGUGAUGGUGGAGCAGUGUGGCCGCUACGCCUCCUUCCAGGCCAUCCCAAGCGCUGAGUGGAGGAUCUGCACGGUGGUGACAGGGCUGGGCUGCGGGCUGCUCCUCUUGGUGGCCCUGACGGCGCUCAUGGGCUGCUGUGUGUCUGAGCUCAUCUCCAGGACUGUGGGCAGGGUGGCAGGAGGCAUCCAGUUCCUGGGGGGUUUGUUGAUUGGCUCUGGUUGUGCUCUCUAUCCUCUUGGCUGGGACAGUGAAGAAGUAAGACAAACCUGUGAUAACCUUUCUAACCAGUUUGAACUGGGGACCUGCGAAAUCGGCUGGGCCUACUACUGCACCGGCGGCGGGGCGGCGGCGGCCAUGCUGAUCUGCACCUGGCUGGCCUGCUUCUCCGGCAAGAAGCAGAAGCAGUACCCGUACUGAGUGGGAGCCGGGCUGCCGGGACUCGCCAGCAUCCUCCAAGAAACGACGGACGCGGGACUUAUAAGUGCUUUAGCUCCUUUUGCAGGAAGCGGGUGCAGACAGCGGGGAGCAGGCGGCAGGCCGAGGCCACGCGCAGCGGCAGGGACGGGCCGGCCUUUCCUGCCGGGCCUCCCUGGGGCCGCCUCUGGAAAACGCGACUCUGCGAGCAAGGGAAGCUCCGUUCUGGCAAAUCGUGAAAAUCCACGUGCACCCAUUAGUUGAAAGAUUGGUGGAAGCAAGAUGGUGUUGGAGGGCCGGGGCAGCUCCCUGUGGUCCCUUCAGCGCAGCGCCCCUGAAAGCACACUCACACACACACUCACACACACACACUCACACUCACACACACACACUCACACACAUGGACGUUGACCAUGGCACAAAACGAGCAGAGAGGAGACUUCUCGGCGCGGUUCUUUCUUCUCCUUUUUUUUUUAAUACUCCUUUCUGGUGGUUUAAGAUUCAGUGUUACGACACUUUUUAACCUAUACGUUAAACUUAAUACAAGGACCAACAAGCCACUUUAUCAGUAUUUUGUAUAUUCUCUAUUUUCUCCCUAGACAUUUAGCCACUGCUUAUUCAGCCCUAUAGAACUUUUAUUAAGCUUCUGUGUUAUCAGCAUUAUUACAAAAAUGCAACAUAAUUACUUGGCAUAUGUAGCCUUUGCCUAUAGUACUUUUAUGAAGUGCAGUAAAUGGACGUUUUUCUGUCCAUUGAAAAUUCCACUUAUGGUACUGUAGAACUCUGUUGGUUAUGUAAGACUAACAGGAAACUUCUUCCAGACAUAGAUUUUGUCACUGUUAUGUUUAGCUCAUUGAUGUCGUAUUGUGCUGUACCAUGUUUAUUAUUUCAAUAUUCAUUUUUUGUAAAAAAAAAUAUAUAAAUGUGCUAUUUUAUGUUUGUAUUUGAAAAUCUCUGUAAAUAAAUUUUUCCUUGAUCAAUA
Molecule: messenger RNA, 2080 nt
Organism: Dromaius novaehollandiae (emu)
Lineage: Eukaryota; Metazoa; Chordata; Aves; Casuariiformes; Dromaiidae
Gene: LHFPL6
Product: LHFPL tetraspan subfamily member 6
Exons: 4
Coding region: 499-1101 (200 amino acids)
Cellular component (GO): membrane
Source: RefSeq, a predicted model, not a curated record